GGAGCGCUCCAAAGGGCGCAGAGAAACCCUAGCGGCGGGGACGAUUGGCGAUAAAUCUGCUGUCGUCUCUCGCGUCGAGGAGGCAAGGGAGUCUUUGAUCCGAGAUGAAGUUCAAUAUUGCGAAUCCGACCACCGGGUGUCAGAAGAAGCUCGAGAUAGAUGACGAUCAGAAGCUUCGAGCAUUUUUUGACAAGAGGAUCUCUCAGGAAGUCAGCGGGGAUGCCCUUGGUGAGGAAUUCAAAGGCUAUGUUUUCAAAAUCAUGGGAGGAUGUGACAAACAAGGUUUUCCCAUGAAGCAGGGGGUACUCACACCUGGACGUGUUCGCCUGCUGCUGCACAGAGGUACACCUUGCUUCCGUGGGUAUGGCAGGCGUAAUGGGGAGCGCAGGAGGAAGUCAGUUCGUGGAUGCAUUGUCAGCCCUGAUCUCUCAGUUCUGAACUUGGUUAUUGUUAAGAAAGGUGAGAAUGAUCUUCCAGGGUUGACUGAUAUUGAGAAGCCUAGAAUGAGGGGACCUAAGAGAGCCUCAAAAAUCCGCAAGCUAUUCAACCUUUCCAAGGAAGAUGAUGUCCGCAAGUAUGUCAAUACGUACCGCCGAACCUUCACAACAAAAUCAGGCAAGAAAUGCAGCAAGGCACCCAAGAUUCAGAGACUUGUGACGCCAUUGACAUUGCAGAGGAAGCGUGCCAGGAUUGCAGAGAAGAAGAAGAGGAUCGCAAAGGCCAAGUCAGAAGCAGCCGAGUACCAGAAGCUGCUUGCCACCAGGCUCAAGGAGCAGAGGGAGCGUAGGAGCGAGAGUUUGGCCAAGAGGAGGUCCAAGCUUUCUGCUGCCUCCAAGCCAUCCGUUGCAGCGUAGACCUUGUUUUUCCCGAGGGAAAUGUGUAGCUUAAGCUUGGAAACUGUUUUGCUGUUUGAGAUGAUGCAAACUGAUCGGUGACUUUUAUCUUUUUAGAUGAUGGAUUUUGAUCGAACGAUUUCCUCCAAAUGCUUUUAGCAAUUUGGAUGUUGGAUCUAAUACGUUGUUUGCGCUGUGCA
This is a messenger RNA of Musa acuminata subsp. malaccensis (wild Malaysian banana), 1033 nucleotides long. RefSeq names its product small ribosomal subunit protein eS6. Lineage: Eukaryota; Viridiplantae; Streptophyta; Magnoliopsida; Zingiberales; Musaceae. Gene Ontology annotation, cellular component: ribosome. Gene Ontology annotation, biological process: translation. The record is from RefSeq and is a predicted model, not a curated record. Gene Ontology annotation, molecular function: structural constituent of ribosome.